Messenger RNA from Culex quinquefasciatus (southern house mosquito), 1888 nucleotides. Its product is annotated as L-lactate dehydrogenase. The coding region runs from base 177 to 1172 and encodes 331 amino acids. Gene Ontology annotation, biological process: carboxylic acid metabolic process. NCBI's taxonomy places the organism in Eukaryota, Metazoa, Arthropoda, Insecta, Diptera, Culicidae. The transcript is spliced from 5 exons. Gene Ontology annotation, cellular component: cytoplasm. The record is from RefSeq and is a predicted model, not a curated record. Gene Ontology annotation, molecular function: L-lactate dehydrogenase (NAD+) activity.
CCGCGCCGCACCGAGGAUAUAUUAUUCCCUGUCGGUGGAUAGCUCUUCAACGCUUCAUAAGUGCUUCAUCGGUUCAACCGUACGGUCGAGUCUCGCUCCAGAGCUAGUGUUGAAAGUUUGUGAUUGGUCAACCCUAUUGUUUGCAGAAAGUUCAAGCAAAACCAAACCAAGCCAAGAUGUCUCUCAAGUCGAAGCUGAUGAUGGAAAUUGCCGAACCGAUGACCUCGUCGGGCAACAAGGUCACCGUCGUCGGUAUCGGCCAGGUCGGCAUGGCCUGUGCCUUCAGUAUUCUGACCCAAAGCGUAUCAAGUGAAGUAGCCCUCAUCGAUGUGAACGCUGACAAGCUCCAGGGUGAGAUGCUGGAUCUGCAGCACGGUUCCGCCUUCAUGAAGAACGCCCAGAUCCAGGCCAGCACAGAUUUCGCCGUUUCGGCUGGAUCUCGCCUGAUCGUCAUCACGGCCGGUGUCCGCCAAAAGGAGGGCGAGAGCCGGUUGAACCUGGUCCAGCGUAACUGCGACAUCCUGAAGGGUAUCAUUCCGAAGCUGGUCGAGCACAGCCCGGACUGCAUCCUGCUGAUGGUGUCGAACCCCGUUGAUAUCAUGACCUACGUGGCGUGGAAGAUCUCUGGGCUGCCCAAGAACCGCGUCAUCGGUUCCGGCACCAACCUGGACUCGUCCCGAUUCCGUUUCCUGAUGUCCCAGCGUCUGGGUGUGGCCCCGACCUCGUGCCACGGCUGGAUCAUUGGUGAGCACGGUGACAGCUCGGUCCCGGUGUGGUCCGGAGUCAACGUGGCCGGUGUCCGCCUGGCGGAGAUCAACCCGAGCAUCGGAACCGCUGAUGAUGAUGAAAAGUGGGGAGAGCUGCACCACGAGGUCGUCAACAGUGCCUACGAGGUCAUCAAGCUAAAGGGAUACACUUCAUGGGCCAUCGGUCUGAGCGUGGCCUCGCUGGCUUCGGCUCUGCUGAGAAACACUUACAACGUGCACGCCGUGUCCACGCUGGUCACCGGCGAGCACGGAAUCAACGAAGAGGUGUACUUGUCGCUGCCAUGUGUCCUUGGCCGCAACGGCGUGUCCCACGUGGUCAAGCAAAUCCUGACUGAGGCCGAAACCAAGAAGCUCCAGGAGUCGGCCAAGAUCAUGUCCGAGGUGCAGGCCGGCAUCAAGUUCUAGGUUAUGUAAGCCAUUAACUGUGUUUAGCAAGUUAGCAAAUACUAUUUAUAUUAAUUAGCAAAAAAAAAAACAAAAUACAGUGAAAGGCCCCUUAAGCACUCACUCAAUCUUUCUGACAGCACGCACACAACCAUACACCAAAGUCUUUGAUGUUGUUUCCUCUCCAACAAAAAAAAAAUGAUCCUCUUAUGUAGUCUAUGAUAGAAAGUAUUAAAAAAUUAAACUUGACCGUAACCAAAAACAAAACAAUCUCUGUUAAAUAAGGAUAAAGAAGUGAAAAUUUAUCGAUACAAGAAAAAACACACCCUACCUCGAAAGGCAUUUACGAUUCGCACUCACUCAAUUCGGCACUUGGGCAGAAUUGGAGAAAGAAAAGUUUGCUGCAUAGUUGAUGAACUCACAAAAGUCACUCGUUGAAGUAUUGCUUCACACAUAAAACUAACUAAGCAAGGCUAAGUAGCGCUUUAUUUUUUUUCUAAUUCAGGUCAACCUGUUCGUUUGAAGCGGGUUUGAUGCAGAACAGUGCAUUUCAAAGUUAUAAAACAUAGGGUUUGAAUGAUUGCUGCGAAGACGGUAGAAAAGAGCACGGUGGUCUCGUUUGUCGAAGAUUAUAACAGGAUUAGAAGAAAGAAAAAACACACUGACACACCAUACACCUUGAAUGAAAUAGAUGUGCAAAGAUAAGCCAGAAAUAAAGCAUCUCUGAGUAAAAAUAA